Messenger RNA from Eublepharis macularius, 1254 nucleotides. It is a transcript of the gene GPR150, whose product is annotated as G protein-coupled receptor 150. Gene Ontology annotation, cellular component: membrane. The transcript is spliced from 2 exons. NCBI's taxonomy places the organism in Eukaryota, Metazoa, Chordata, Lepidosauria, Squamata, Eublepharidae. The record is from RefSeq and is a predicted model, not a curated record. The coding region runs from base 1 to 1254 and encodes 417 amino acids. Gene Ontology annotation, biological process: neuropeptide signaling pathway. Gene Ontology annotation, molecular function: corazonin receptor activity.
AUGGACGAUGCAUUUAAUCCAGACAGCCUUGCCUUUGGACCUAACCUGUCUAGUGCCCCGAAUCGCGGGUGGAACUCAAACGUUUCCUUCCCAUCCCUUUGGGCCACUCCCGGGCAGCCUGCGCGGACAAUUUCGGCGGCCGUGAUCAUGCUACUGGGCUUGGUGGGUAACGGUCUGCUGCUGCAUCGGCUCCGCUGCGGCGGCUGCUGCUGCGCGGGUCGCUUUGCACGGCGGCGGAAGAUGGAUUUCCUCCUGGCGCACUUGGCCGUAGCUGAUCUCUACGGCUGCGGGCUGGCUCUACUCUCCCAGCUCCCUCCAGCAGCGGACGACGGCGAGGCAGAGCCCGGGGACGUAGAGUGGCCCGCGGGGGAUGCCACCUGUCGCUUGUUCCGGUUGCUGCAAGGCUCUGGGCUGCUGGCGCCGUCGCACAUGCUAGUGCUACUAGCGCUGGAGCGGCACCACAUGGUGAGGGGCCCUCAGCAGCCGCCGCCGCCGCAGCCGCGCCCGCUACCCUCCUGCAUGCCCGCUCGGGGAGCCCUGGCCGCGCUGGGCUGGCUGCUGACGCUGCUGCUCGCCCUGCCUCAAGCCUUCGUGUACAGGCUAGCCCCGCCGCGGGACGGACGCCGCUGCCUCAGCAUCUUCUCGCAGCUGCCCCCCUGGCACGGCCAAGCCUACGCCGUGUACCGGGCCAUCACGGGCUUCGUGGCGCCCGCCUGCCUGCUGGGAGGGACCUGCGGCCGCAUCCUCACCGCGCUGAGUGCCUCCCGCGCCAAGGAGGAGGAGCCGGCUCGGGGCUCGCCAAGCGCGCCCCGCAGCCUGCCACGCGCGCGGGCGCGGGCGCUGCAGCUGACUCUGGCGUUGACGACGCUCUUCGCGCUUUGCGGUUUCCCGCGCUUCGUUCUGGAGCUGGGCUUGGCUUUCGCCUUCCCAGCCAGCGCCACCGAGGAGACGCGGACCACUCUGGGCAGCAUCAUGGCCGCCACCAACUGCGCCCUCAACCCCUUCGUGUGCCUAAUAUUUCACAGCCACCGGCCGUGGGCACGGCGCCUCCAGAGCAGUCUCUGCCGCUGCCAGGACGGACAGCCUCGACGCCGGGCUCCCCACCGCCACCGCCCGCCUCCUCCACAGGUGGCUGCAGAGCGCACCGGACUCUGGCUUUGCCCCUGCCAGACGAAGCCGCCCACGGCCUCCGCAGUUGUCCAGCAGCAGGAGGCUGAGGCCCGAGCUGCUGUUGCUUGCGAGAGCGGAUUUUAA